Messenger RNA from Plutella xylostella (diamondback moth), 1415 nucleotides. RefSeq lists its product as uncharacterized. Lineage: Eukaryota; Metazoa; Arthropoda; Insecta; Lepidoptera; Plutellidae. The record is from RefSeq and is a predicted model, not a curated record.
CUUGCAACAAAAUGGUUGUACGAACGGGUGGUAUGCGGCAAUAGAAAAAAACAGUUUAUUAGCAACAAUAACAACAACGAAAGUGAAGUGAACGUUGUGUAACCAGUGACACAUAGUUUGAUUGAUAAGCUCUAAUUAAUCUAACAAGAUGAAGACCCAGGAUUUGCACUGUCAGAUAUCGGUGGUGAUUAGUUUAGUAGUUCUAAUUGUGAGUGCCGAUGUUGGAAAUGAAUAUGAGAAUAAAUUGACCAAAUUGUGGUCUUUGACGAGCUCCUCGAGAAGUGAUGGGGCAAGGACUGCUGUUGUGAACGUGACCAGUGCUUCUAUACUCAUAGAACCGACGUACGAAGCAAGUGAGCCUACACGGACAGCGAGAAAACCAAAAAUGCAAGUGCAACUCCACCCGUAUACGACAUAUGCCUUCAAACCCCGGGCAAUACCUUUAAGAAGAGACGAACCUUCACAAGUAGAAAGAAGCAUCCACUACACUGACGACUCUACUUACAAAUCUGAUGUCCUUUUACCCGGUAAUUACUUUCCAAUUGCCGAAGUGAAAAGGAAGAACUUGAGUGAGGAAACAUACAACCCGCUGGCUGGAGGGACUUUCCAUCCGAAGAUCAUUCCCCUGCUGAGGUCAGAGUACGAGAGGCGGUCGCUGGAUGAGGAUGUAGAGCCUGAAAUUGAGAAGCCUGAUGGAUACAAGGAAGACGUCGCCCAAAGCCGAUCAUGGUCUACGAUAUUUGGCGAGGAUGAAGACAGCAAGGAAGCGAUAGAAGACGACGACGAAGAAGACGCAGAAUACGAAGAGAGGGACGGAGCCGAAGCUAAGAAGAAGACGAAACCCAAGGGAACCAAACUGAAGCCAAAGAAAUACGCGAAAUACAUGCUGCCGCUCCUAUUGGCUUACAAACUGAAGUUCUUCGCAAUGAUCCCGAUGGUGAUUGGUGGAUUGGUUCUGCUUGUAGGAGCAACGGGAUUGGCUGGAUUCUUCUUUGCGCUCUUCGCAGCGACCAUGGGACUACAAAAGGGAAGUUAUUAAGUGUGAAAUAGAAUAAAGUCGACGUACUCGAGUGGCCAUCCAAUCUUAAUUAAGGAGAUCAGUGUUUCGCCGUAGGCUAGUCUAGUUUGGACGUGCAUUUGUAUCAUUUUAACUGUUGUGAACUGUUUUUAAACGAGCGUCGUAUUUCCCGACGCCGGCUGUGACUGUCACUGUUGUAAAUAUUGUUUCCGUUAGUUCGCGUUUCCUAUUUAUUGUUUUGAUUGUAAGUAAUUUAUUUAAUGUAUUCUAAGUUUUAACUUUAAGUUGAUUCCAACCGAAUGUUAAUAGCGUCGUUAAUGUAGUUACCAAUGAAGUUCGUUCACAAAUGAUUGAUUUACAAAAUAUGUAAUGAUUUGUACACUGAAAUAUAAGCACA